Priceomyces carsonii is the source of this 1200-nucleotide messenger RNA. RefSeq names its product Hrq2p (gene HRQ2). The record is from RefSeq and is a predicted model, not a curated record. Bases 1 to 1200 code for a protein of 399 amino acids. NCBI's taxonomy places the organism in Eukaryota, Fungi, Ascomycota, Pichiomycetes, Serinales, Debaryomycetaceae. The transcript has a single exon.
AUGAACAAUACUCUGUAUCAGUAUCAGAUCGACAGAGGCUUAAUCUCACCAAAUAAAAUACUACUUUUUGUCUUAUUUCCACUUGGAGUAGCUUUAUUUAUAUAUUGGUAUUUCCAGGGGUCUCAAAAGGAGGUACCUCAGAGAUCUGGAAAGACUGGAAUUAAGAAAUGUUACAAAUUAUCAGAUAUCGUUCCUGUGGACCAAAAUUUUCAAUGGGAUACUAGCGAGCCCAUCAAGUCUUUACCCUUCAAAAACGGGCCAUACAAGUUGACCAUGGGAAUAAGGUCUCUUGACAUUCAAGACUGGCUUUUGAUCGGGCCAUCGUACUUGAAUAUGAUAAAUAAUAAGAAAAAAAUAGUAACAAACAAUCACCCAGAUUAUCCUGCUGACAAAGACUUAGCGAAGAAUACAGUCUUUUUAACUGCUGAGGCAGUACCAGCUAUCAGAGAGUUUUACCUGACUGUUGUUGAAUACCUUUGCAGAAAGUAUCCUAUGAUUUUCGAGAAGGGGAAUGAUGUUGUCUAUAACCGUAUUACUGGAGAUCGGAUCCCUUUGGUUGCCGAUGGCAAAGAAGAAUACAAGCAGUAUUUGAUUUAUUUGGCCAGAACAAUAGAGGAAGAUUUUAUCAUUCUUUUAAAAGAUCCGUCUCGAGAGAGUGAAGAAAAUGGCACCGAAUAUUAUUUCAAGGGCGGAGUUUUUGCAUUUGCUGCUGGUUUUAAUCCAAGGGAUAGAUUUGACACUCCUUUAUCGUUCAUUCAUCAUCCUAUCCCAGGAUAUGAGCAGAAAUUGAAAUUAUCAAUGAAUAGGUUUUUCGAUAAAAUCGAGCCAGGGCAAUUUGUUACUAGAAAUAAUUUUUCUGUUCAGACCCACAAUAAACUUUAUGUAGAUGAUAACAAUAAGGGCCAUAACCUAGGUAAGGAUGAAAUCCAGGAGCCUCUUGAUAUUAAAGAUUUAGAUUUUGAUAAACAAGUUCAUUAUCGAAGUGAAAGACAAGUCUUGACCAAAUUGUCAGAAUCGGGUGCUGUGAUAUUUACAAUUAGAACGUAUCUUAUGCCAAUGUCUGACCUUAAAAGAGAAGGGCCAGAGGUCUGUGAACGAUUUAUCGGAGCCAUUAAUGGGUUACCUGACGAUAUUGCCUAUUACAAGAGAGCUAAGGAAUGGGGCCCACCAGUGAUAGAAUAUUUACUGCAACCGUUUUAA